UGACAUUGACACCGUUAGCCUCUUUCUCUUUGUUCUUCCCUGCGAUUGUUCUCUCUCUUGAAGAAAAUUGAAAUGGCAGAUCAGCUCACCGACGAACAGAUCUCCGAAUUCAAGGAGGCCUUCAGUCUAUUCGAUAAAGAUGGAGAUGGCUGCAUUACCACCAAGGAGCUUGGAACUGUAAUGAGAUCACUGGGUCAGAAUCCAACGGAAGCGGAACUACAGGAUAUGAUAAAUGAAGUGGAUGCAGAUGGAAACGGAACCAUUGAUUUUCCAGAGUUCCUCAAUCUGAUGGCUAGGAAGAUGAAGGACACGGAUUCUGAGGAGGAGUUGAAGGAAGCUUUUAGGGUUUUUGACAAAGAUCAGAAUGGCUUCAUUUCAGCAGCCGAGCUUCGUCAUGUUAUGACAAACCUAGGCGAAAAGCUAACUGAUGAUGAAGUUGAUGAGAUGAUACGUGAAGCUGAUGUGGAUGGGGAUGGUCAAAUUAACUAUGAGGAAUUCGUUAAGAUCAUGAUGGCCAAGUGAUGAUGAUGGGGGAGGUUAUCUUAAUUCCUUUUGGGUGUUUUUGUGUACUUAGGUUUUGGUGUUUAGCAAUCUAUUGAACGGUUAAACCUUCUUUCCAAGUAUGGACAAACUUAUUUUUCUUGA
This is a messenger RNA of Impatiens glandulifera, 645 nucleotides long. RefSeq names its product calmodulin-like. The transcript is spliced from 2 exons. Gene Ontology annotation, molecular function: calcium ion binding; enzyme regulator activity. Lineage: Eukaryota; Viridiplantae; Streptophyta; Magnoliopsida; Ericales; Balsaminaceae. The record is from RefSeq and is a predicted model, not a curated record. Bases 73 to 522 code for a protein of 149 amino acids.